CCGGUUUGACGGAGAUCGGGAGGCGGGAUAUCUCCAUCUGUGUUUUCUUUUGGUUUGACGGGGUUUCCGCUGAUCAUUGUAGAUGUUCGCUGUCAUUCUGGCUUUGUCGUUGUCGUUGUUGUUUUUUUCUUUGUUCUCCCCGAGAUCUCAUACGCAGAGGGAAGUAUCGAUCCCGAUUUUUCUGCACCGUCUCGGAGACGUUCUUCUUUUUCUUUCUCUCAUUAAACGGAUUCCAUUUGCUUCGGAUACACAAGGUCGGCUUGCCUUCACGUGCAAGCCCCAAUUCAUCGAUAAAUCAAUGUCUUUUUUCCUCGCCAUUCUGCAUAAUUUCUGUCUGAUGAGCUUACAAGCAACUGUGGCUGUAGAGCGGUUUCUGUAGCCCGUCUCGUUGAUUUUACCAUCAUUGUGGACUACGGUGCUCGUCAUAGAGGACUGACUUUCGUGGAUAUGGUCCAUGUGCUGUGUUCCUACUACUUGCA
Messenger RNA from Dissoconium aciculare CBS 342.82, 479 nucleotides. RefSeq lists its product as uncharacterized. Bases 83 to 379 code for a protein of 98 amino acids. The transcript has a single exon. The record is from RefSeq and is a predicted model, not a curated record. NCBI's taxonomy places the organism in Eukaryota, Fungi, Ascomycota, Dothideomycetes, Mycosphaerellales, Dissoconiaceae.